Trichomonas vaginalis G3 is the source of this 777-nucleotide messenger RNA. Its product is annotated as protein ubiquitination. The record is from RefSeq and is a predicted model, not a curated record. Bases 1 to 777 code for a protein of 258 amino acids. Gene Ontology annotation, molecular function: protein binding. Lineage: Eukaryota; Parabasalia; Trichomonadida; Trichomonadidae. The transcript has a single exon.
AUGGCUGAUGACCAGCAAGAAAGACAAAUUGAAUUAAAACUUGAUACUAAAUUUGAUUACCACGAGUUCCUCGAUCAAAAUCUCAUCACAGAUUGUGUUCUUGUCAUUGAUGGACAAGAAAUUCAUGCACAUAGAGUAAUUCUUGCAAAUAGUUCAAGUUAUUUCAAUAACAUUUUCACUAGUGGUAUGACAGAAGAUAUUACUAAGAAAGUUGAGAUUAUUAAAAAUCCAGAAAACGUAUUUUCUUUAGUUCUUCGUUGGAUGUAUACAGGAAACCUCCAAUUUCCUAAGGAAAAGAUUCAUGCUAUCAUAGAAGUUGCUAAGAUAUAUGGAGUUAAUGCUCUUCUUGAUCUUCUUGAAAAUUAUUUAUCGAAAUUAUUUGAAGCACCGCUUGAAAGUAUUACAGAUUUCAUCAAUGCAACAUACGAUAAAAGAUAUCCUGAUGGAACAAAGUAUGAAAAUACUCUCUUCAUUGUUGCUAAACAUCUCGCACAUUAUUUGCCAUCAUGCGCUGAAUCAGAUGAACAACUUAACAUUAUUUCAAAUCUAGUCGAUUGCAAAGCAUGGGGUAUCGCUCUCAGCCAUUAUACUGCUGAUUCUGAACCAAAGAAAGAUUUAGAAAAGAAGAUCGACCUCACACUCAAAUUCCUCAACUCUACAAACGAUUACAAAUUAACCGAACAAGAUGUUAACAACUUAAAGAUUGGUUUCGAAGGUUUACCAAAUAAUACGAAAUUAGAGAAAUUCUAUAACAAGCUUUAUAACAAAUGCCAAUAA